CUCCUCCUCUGCAUGUUGCUGCUGCUGCUGCAGCUGGUUUCAGGAAGCGGAAGCAGGAAUGUUGGAGUGUUUUUGAGAAAAGUUUGGACACUUUUGACCAUUUGAGCUCAGACUCGAUUGAAUUGCGGAGAAACGUGACGCCAUGCCAACAGCUGCAGAUGUUGCUGCAGAUUCAUCAGUCCUCUGAAUGAAUGACAAAAACCACACACGUCAAAAUGGAUGUCGAAGUUCUAGAUAGACACACCAGCAGUGUUCCAGAUCCCACUGUGGGGCCGGUGACAGUGGCCAAUGAGCGCCGUCAAGCCUGGGCCAGAAGCCGGGACUCCAUUGGGCAAGGGUCGAAAGCAGACAGCUGUGACCCCCAGCGGGCCCAGCACAUGGAAAGUAAUGGGGAUACACAGAGCCAAGAACCAGGACAAGUUCCUAACAAGAUUGCAACAUGGCUGGUUGAUUGCAGAAGUCCUCUUGGAGCCUCUCUAGAUGAUCAAAGUACUUCUCCCAGCAAAGGAGUGAAGAUCGGCCGUAGCUUUGAAGAUGACCUUUCAUUGGGAGCUGAAGCCAAUCAUCUUCAGUCCAAAACUAAUAAAGCUGAAGCCUGUUUUGAUCUUGUGGCGGAUCAGAAGAGGACUCGGUAUAAAGAGAAGGGGAGAAGUAUGAACUCCACAGGAUCAGGGAAAAGCAGUACUGUAUCCAGUGUUUCAGAGUUGCUGGACCUGUAUGAGGAGGAUCCUGAAGAAAUUCUUUUAAAUCUGGGAUUUGGUCGAGAAGAACCCGACCUGUCCUCGAAAAUUCCGCCACGGUUCUUCAACAGCAGCUCUUCAGCUAGAGGGAUUGAUAUCAAGGUCUACCUGGGAGCUCAGCUGCAGCGCAUGGAACUGGAAAACCCCAACUACGCUCUUACCAGUCGUUUCCGUCAGAUCGAGGUCUUGACGACGGUCGCCAACGAGUUCUUCCAGCUCUACAGUCAGGUUUCUGGACAACCUGUCCACAAACUCGUCUGCAAGGAUGAAGGUGGAGAAGGAGAAAAGGGGGCUCAAGGAGGAAGUGGGGGUGAAGAACCGUCUCCUCUGAAGAGGAAUAACUCGGCAAAGAACAUGGCUAAACUCAUAAAGAAACUAAGCAGACAAAACCUGCUCGGAUCGGCCUCAGAGUCUCCAGAGGGGCUCUCGCCGAAACAGCACGCGCAACUGAACGGACACGCUGCCUCCCCUGAUGCUGCACAGGUCAACGGUCACCCUCGUAGCGGUACGGAACACGAUCGGCCCAGCACCAACUCUGACCACCAGGGGGAGAUGGUUAGCCAGAAACACAUUCGCAGGAAAGAUAAUUUCCCACUAGCUACAGUUACGGAGGAAACCAGCGGAGGGGGAGAGGGUGAUCGGCUAAUGGAAAGCAGUCCUGAACAGAGCAGAACUGGACCAGAGGACCAGCCAGAUUCAGCUGACCUUCACUUAACACAUCAGAAGGAAGGCAAUCAAGAGGCCAAAGAGGAAGUUGACCUCACUUCCACCCCUGAGAAAGGUCCCUCCAAGCUCGCCCCACCCCACCUCGCCCAGCUUCGCAUAGAGAACGCGGACUCCUUUGACAUGGAGGAGAUUCAGACUAAUGACGACGAGUCGGUGCCACCCAGAACAUCCAGAACCACUGACUUGUCAAGGACCGUUAGUCAACAGUCUGACAGCAGUGGUUUUGCUGAGGAGCCUUCUGGUGACUCCAGCAGCUACCUCAAGGUUCAGGAGAGCUGUGACAGCUGUGACAGUGAGACCACUGUGACAUCACACCCGUCACAAGACGUGGCCACGCCCCAGCCGCUCGAGCAACCGGCAUUUGAGCUUCCAGAUGGCAGAGAGGACGAGGCGGGGCCUGGUGCUCUUGCCAAGGCUGAACAAAUUGUUACUUCCAUGGAAGAGGAGGUGCACAAAGAGAGCUUGGAGCAGGUUCCACAGUACACAGUUCACCAACUUCCCACGAGCAGACUUGCUGGAGAAGGAGGGCAACUGGAUGGCUGGGGCAGAACUGAUCCAGACUCAGAAUCACAACCGGAUCAAACUCAGAGAGUGCCUGCUUAUGAGCAAGAACCACAACCAGUGAUAGUAAACACUCAAAAUCAGCCUAUUUUAGAAGAAGAACUACAGUGCAAUGAGCCCCAGACUCAGAUAGAUACAGAAAACCCCACAGUGAAAGUUGAGGAAAAGGCUCUCGAGUCUGGUUCUGUCGGUCCGGUUUUUUGUGCACUGAAUCGAGCCAAACAAAAUCAGCUGAAGCAGUUGGGUCAGCACAAUAGCAUCCAGAGCGACAGCCCCCCCCAAACUCCUGGAAGACAAUCAGGUAGACGUAAUUUAAUCCCCAUGGAGAGGUCUUCCUCCCUACCUUCCUCUCUCCUCUCACCCUCUAAAGUUGUGUCUUCUGUCAGGAUCCAAUUCGCUCAAGGCGAAGCAUUCUGUACCCCACCCAGGUACUCCUUUAAAUACACUGAGGAGGAUGGAGAACAAAAGGAAGAUGAGGUGGUGGUUGAGAAAGAUGAGGGGGAACAAAGAAACUGUCGGUCCACUCUGAUCAUAAACCCUGGUUCUAAAGAUAAACCACCAGCUCCCAUUCCUCCUAAACCCAUCCCUCGCUACCUGAUGCGACCAUCUCAUUCCAUGCAUGGCUCCAGCCCUCCUCCUGAUUGGUCCCCAGGACACAGCCAGUCCUGGAGCACCCAGAGUGUUCCCGAUCUGUCAUCCAGUCAUCAGCAGCCUAGCCACUUCCAGCUGAACACCAACCAAAACCAACAAAGUUGGAGUCCAAGCAACCCGAUGCCCCCAAAACACAGUGCUUCAGUGCUGGGCUCUGAAACCAGCCUCUUUCCUAGUCUUAGUUCUUACCCCUAUUCUCCAUACCAGUAUGUCAGUCCUCCUUACGUUUCUAACCAGCACAACCCUUCAGUCUGUCACUACUCUAGUCUUACCAGUCUGCACCAGCCCACAACUCCCCCAGUCCCACCACACGGCAGCCUCAUCAACUUACAUCAGCCCCAUCCCUCCUCAGCUCCUCACGACAUCGGUUUGGGUCCCUUACCUCCUGGAACCCCUCCGAUGCACCUACAGGGAUACCACACCUCAUUCAGUCAUUCAUUACCUUUCCCCGCUGCUCCUUACGGGCACCAGUUUGGUUCCCCAUAUUACGGUACACAAGGGUACAACGUGAGCCCCCAUCUUCUCCCUGGGCUCCCUCCUACUGCAGCACCAGGUUCGGGACCAGGACGAUGCCCGUCCAGCACCGAGAUGCAGCUGAGGAAGGUUCUGCAUGAGAUCAGGGGAACGGUUCAGAGUCUCAGUCAGAGCCGGAUCAAUUCUCCUGAUUUGUUUGGUGAGCUCAGAGCAACUGCCACCAGCCAGCAGUCUCUGGCAGAGUUUCAGCAGAAGAGGCGCAGUCUCAACAUGUUCCGCAAUCAAAUGAUGGACCUGGAGCUGUCAAUCAUGCGGCAGCAGGCUGUCGUUUACAAGCACCUGAGUCCUGCUGACAGGAUAGAGGCAGAGCAGCUUCAGUGUCUGAGGUCAGCGGUCAGAGAGGAACUCCAGGAGCUGGAACAACAGCUGGAAGACAGACUACUGGAUCUAACGCCGCACUCACAUCUCAGAGGUCUUCAUAGAGACAGCAGUGUCGAGAGCCUGUCCACUGCAUCUGCACUGAGAGCCAUGGAGCCGGUAUCAGACCUCCUCAGAGAGCAGUUCUUCCUCCAGUCAGAGCUAGGCUACAAUGGCCGCGGCCCCUCCAGCGUCCCCUCCACCCGCUCGCCCAGUCCGGUCGGAAGAGAAGGAGACGAUGGCAAGCAGAGGCAAGGGGUGUAUCGUGCAUCAAUCAACAUAACCCCUGCCCCUCCUGGUCGACCUAACAUGCACAUGGAGGAGGGUCAGAGAGACAGUGAAGGGGUUGAAGAAGAAAAAGGAGGAGACAAAAAUGAGGCACCAGAGAGGGAAGGAGACGCAGGAAAAUGCAGAGCCGAGAACUUUCAACAGCUUAUUAGAGAGAUCCGAGAGAGCUUGGCCCAGGAGGUCCGACGGGAGAUCUACAACGAGCUGCUGGCUGCUGCGUCUCCACAGGGCUCACCCUUUUCUGCCCGGCAACACCCUGUGUAGCCCCGCGGAACGUCACCUCCGCCUUAGUAACCGCAGCCUGAACAAAAACCACUGCCUGUCAUUAACACUGUACACCCGAGUAACACUGUACAACGCUAUGUGCUUGUGGCACUGUAUGUUGGUAACACUGAUGAUCCAUCUGUGGCGAACCCCUCCAACACCACCCGUGGCACCACCUCCAGAAUUCCUGACCCCACAGAUGUCAGGCUUCCACUUUUCGGAUUAUCAGUCAGAAUGUGUCAACUUCUCACCUCUUUUUUUUUUUUCUCUUUUGUUAUAUAAAAAAAAAAAGCUGUGGUCAACAUCCAUAACAAUUCAGCUACCACUACUGCCACUAAUACUACGAGUACUUCAUCUAGAAUCACCACUACAAACAGCAUCUUGUAUGAAAGUAGUUAUACAAUACUUCCUAUUUUCUUGCACUUAUGUUCAUUUUAAAGAUUGCUGUCUUUUUUAAUUUGUGCCUCUAGCCAAACUGAUUGACUUGUAAUUUGCUUGAAUUUAAAUUUAAAAUGUUUUUGUACAUGUUGAACCUGUUAGUUUGAAGCAGAUUACGUAUCUGGUUCAUACAGUCAUAUUUAUGUUUUAUUUACAACAAAAAACUAGCAGUAAGUAAAAAUAAAAAUAUUUUAAUAAAAAUGCUGCUCUGCAGGGUGAGGCAGAAAUUAUUCAGACAAAUGUCGUAAAACUUAAAGGAAAAGAAGCUAUGAUUUAAUCCGUCAUGGAUUGAGUCUUUAACAUCUCUUAACAUCCUCUCAGAAUGUGCUAAUGGAUGAUUUGGUGAAAGUUUUCUUUGCUCAGUUUUAAUCAGAGCUUUCUCAGACUCACUGUGAGCAUUUUUGUUGUUUUUGGUCUUUUUUCACUUCUUCCAUGUACAUAUCACCUUAGGAAAUGCAGUUUUGACCAGUUUUAUAGAGAAAUUGGCAGAAUUAUUAUGCAUAAUCAUCCUCAUCACAAUCAUCAUCGUCAUGCUUCUGCUUCAAUCACCACCUUUCAGUCACCUUAUAGAAGAGAAGGUUGCUCCAACAAUUGGGGUUAUACCGUUAAACUGAUGAAUAAAAGUGUAAAAACAAAAUCAAAAUGAUAGAUGUCUCAAAUUUCUGAUUCCAAAAAAAAUCAUUUUUAUUUCUGCACCAUGCAAUUAAAAAACAGCAGCGUUAAACAGCAUGAACAUUUCCUCAAAGGGGCUCAGUUGAACAGUUUUCCUUGUUUUCAGCUGGUUUACAAUCUCUUAACUACUUCUGACAUGGGUUGUUUUGUGUGUGGCGAGCAAGGUGUAGAAAGUGAUCAAUGCGUUUUACCGAGAGGUGCUGAGGGUUAAAGGUCAGAGGUUAGAGUAAGUUGAAGUGAUGAGGAUGGCUAUGUUUGAGCUUUUGCUGCGUCAGCAUGUUAGUUUCAUUUGGAUGACAAAUGCGUGCAAUAAUGUAAACGUAUUGACUCUAUUUUGUUGAAGUUUUUGUUAAUUUUCUUAGAUUCUCAGUGGGUCAUUGCAAACAUUUCAGAGGUACUGCACCUCUAAUAUAGAAGACUCCACUGAAUCAGCAGAACACUUUGAUCAAAUUAUGUUAAAUACUACUUUUCUUUCCCUAAAGCAUUAAAAGUGGGAGUUCAGUUUCUUUGUGGUGCUUCACAGGUUUUUGAGCAGACAGUUAUUAAAUUAAGAGGGAGACGGACUGUACACGUAUAAGUUGAACGUGAUUGGCUGAGACUUCUAACUUUAUUUUUUUCCUCUUCUUAUUUGGACAAUAACUGUACAAAUGUUUUGCACAAGACCAGAAUAUUUGUAAAUUUCUCUGCUGAGAGCUGAUUUGCAUUGGGAGGAUUUAUGUAAACUUUAAACUUAAGCUCAAAGUUUAGCUUGCUAUUGCAGAGCUGAGUUAUCAGUCCCAUUUACAAAUGUUCUGCAACAUGUACAUUUGGCUCAGGUGUAAUCAUCAUGUGGCCUGAAAACAUUUUUCCAGGCCUGGGAGCUCUCCAGAUUUUUAUUAACGCAACCUUUGAGCCUGCUGUCAUGUUCACAAACACAUAUCUGCUGGACAAACACUGUUUAUCAUUUUUAGAUCAAGAAUCCACUCUUAAUUACACUUUACUGUCUGAAUGUUGGUGGUUAUAAAUUUCUGUCUAUGUCUAAUAAUGAUGAUGAUGAUGAUGAUGAUGUGUAUUUUGUAUCAAUGUCGUCCUAAGUGUGAUAUAGGGAGGGGUCACUGUAGAGAUGAUAAUAAUAAAGAUAUAUUUAUUUUCAGUA
Molecule: messenger RNA, 6366 nt
Organism: Girardinichthys multiradiatus
Lineage: Eukaryota; Metazoa; Chordata; Actinopteri; Cyprinodontiformes; Goodeidae
Gene: itprid2
Product: ITPR interacting domain containing 2
Exons: 22
Coding region: 192-4121 (1309 amino acids)
Molecular function (GO): signaling receptor binding
Source: RefSeq, a predicted model, not a curated record